Vigna angularis (adzuki bean) is the source of this 2000-nucleotide messenger RNA. RefSeq names its product phospholipase A1-Ibeta2, chloroplastic. Gene Ontology annotation, biological process: lipid metabolic process. The transcript has a single exon. The record is from RefSeq and is a predicted model, not a curated record. Gene Ontology annotation, molecular function: glycerophospholipase activity. The coding region runs from base 88 to 1725 and encodes 545 amino acids. Lineage: Eukaryota; Viridiplantae; Streptophyta; Magnoliopsida; Fabales; Fabaceae.
CCAUUAUCCUGGGAAUUCAGUUGAGUUGACGCUGUCUCCUCCGUCGCCACCCUCUUCUUUCAACAAUCUCAAAAUCCCUUAUCAACCAUGAUGCAGAUCAGCUCCACCAUACCCGCACACAACCUUCACAUGUUCCAGACAAGACGUGCCAGUUUCCGCUGCCGUGCCUCUCCCCUCAACCCUUCUUCCACCACCCCACUUCCAACCACCUCUUCUUCUCCUCAGCACGUCAAACCGCUCACCUCCACCGACUCCACGCGCUUGCACCUAUCAAACCUCGACAAGUUCCUUCACAAGCAAUCGCCAGCUCAACUCAACAACCCACCACCGCACCAACAAGAACAAGUCGCAAUUGAAAGCACCGAUGACAAGACAGCGACGACAGUGGAGAAGAAAGGAAAGAACAUUCUGGAAAGCCUCAACCUGGCCCGUCUCUGGCCGGACAUGAAAGCCACCGAGGAAAUGUCGCCGCGCCACCUCAACCGCCUCCAGCGGCUGCUCUCCAAGACAGCGGAGUACUCCCCGCGAAACGUCCUCGGCAGCCGGUGGAGAGAGUACCACGGCAGCCACGACUGGAAAGGCAUGCUAGACCCUCUGGAUGAGAAUCUCAGGCGAGAAGUGGUGCGCUACGGAGAGUUCGUGCAAGCGGCGUACCACUCUUUCCACUCCAACCCUGCCAUGUCAGCGGAGGAGCCACCCCUCCCGCGCCAAAUGAUCCUACCCGACAGAUCCUACAGGGUAACCAAAUCCCUAUACGCCACGUCAUCAAUCGGGUUACCGAAAUGGGUGGACGAGGUGGCCCCGGAUCUCGGAUGGAUGACCCAGCGGUCCAGCUGGGUCGGGUUCGUGGCGGUUUGCGAUGACAGGAGAGAGAUUGCGCGUUUAGGUAGGCGGGAUAUCGUGAUCUCCCUGCGCGGAACCGCCACGUGUCUGGAGUGGGCCGAGAACAUGCGGGCCCAGAUGAUAAACAUUUCCGAAGAGGAGACCGAUGGGGAGGCGGAGGAGAAGGCAAAGGCAAAGGUGGAGUGCGGGUUUUUGAGCCUUUAUAAAACGAGAGGCAGCCAGGUGGGUAGCUUGGCGGAAUCGGUGAUCGAAGAGGUGAAGAGAUUAAUGGAAGUUUACAAAGGGGAAACACUGAGCAUUACAAUCACGGGACAUAGUUUAGGUGCCGCACUGGCUCUGUUAGUGGCGGAUGACGUGAGCGCGUGCGCCGGUGACGUGGCACCCGUGGCUGUUUUUUCGUUUGGUGGGCCGAGGGUGGGUAACAGGGCUUUUGGAGAGAAACUGACAGGGCAAAACGUGAAAGUGCUGAGAAUUGUGAAUUCGCAAGAUGUGAUAACGAGGGUUCCUGGGAUGUUGGUGAGUGAGGAGAUGGAGAAGAAACUGAGACGGUCGAAGGUGGGUGGGGUACUGAAUAUGGUGGUGGAUGAGUACUCGCACAUGGGGACAGAGCUGCGCGUGGAGACGAAAAUGUCGCCGUAUUUGAAGCCGGAUGCUGACAUGGCAUGCUGUCAUGACUUAGAGGCUUACCUGCACCUCGUUGAUGGGUUUUUGGCUUCGAAUUGUCCUUUUAGAGCGAAUGCGAAGCGAAGCUUGACUAAGUUAAUGCAGUAUCAGGGUGGCAAUGUAAAAAAACUUUAUACCAGCAAGGCUAAGGCCUUGAGUCUUAACCUUGAAAGACAGGGUUCAUUCUCUAUCUCUGGUUGUUUGCCCAGUCCCUCUUGAAUUCAAUUCAAUUAUAAAUGUGAAUACAACAAUUAUACCAUCCUUAUUCUCUUCUUCUUUAUACCAAACUUCAUAAAACAUUAUAUUCUUCGAACUCCCCUCUUCCGACAACCAUGUCAACUACACUCAAAUGUGAACUAGACUUGUACAAGUUCAAACUAUUGGCCGGUGCUACAAACCUUACAUAUUCUACGAAUUUCGUUGACGCGCCGGAUUCAUCCUCACUACAGAUACUUCUCCAAUAAAUCCUAUAUUUAUUCCUGCUUCUAAGUUAC